CGCAGCUCGCCUCUCCGGCCCUCCCCACGCCCGAGGCGGCGAGGCCACAGCAUGUGAAGGUUAGAGCCGGGCGUCGCGAGGAGCCGCCGGGAAAGAUGGGGGAUGCUGCGGACCCCAAGGAGGUGAGAAAGACCUUCAUCGUACCAGCCAUCAAGCCCUUCGACCACUAUGAUUUCUCCAGGGCCAAAAUCGCCUGCAACCUGGCCUGGCUGGUGGCCAAAGCCUUUGGGACAGAAAAUGUGCCAGAGGAACUUCGAGAACCAUUUUACACUGAUCAGUAUGACCAGGAGCAUAUCAAACCUCCCGUGGUUAAUCUGCUUCUAUCAGCAGAACUGUACUGUCGAGCUGGGAGCCUCAUUCUCAAAAGCGAUGCUGCCAAACCCCUUUUGGGCCAUGAUGCUGUCAUCCAGGCUUUAGCACAGAAAGGUCUUUAUGUCACUGACCAGGAGAGAUUGGUAACUGAAAGAGAUCUCCACAAGAAACCCAUCCAGAUGAGUGCACAUUUGGCCAUGAUAGAUACCCUCAUGAUGGCUUACACUGUAGAAAUGGUCAGUGUAGAAAAAGUAAUUGCGUGUGCUCAACAGUAUUCAGCUUUUUUCCAAGCCACAGAUCUGCCCUAUGAUAUUGAGGAUGCUGUCAUGUACUGGAUAAAUAAGGUAAAUGAACAUUUGAAAGACAUAAUGGAACAAGAACAAAAAUUGAAAGAACAUCACACAGUUGAAACUCCUGGUGGUCAAAAGUCUCCUUCCAAAUGGUUUUGGAAACUGGUUCCAGCUCGUUACAGGAAGGAGCAGACAUUGCUUAAGCAAUUGCCUUGCAUUCCACUGGUAGAAAACUUGUUAAAGGACGGUACAGAUGGCUGUGCGCUAGCUGCCCUUAUUCAUUUUUACUCUCCUGGUGUUGUCAGAUUAGAGGAUAUUUGUUUGAAAGAAACUAUGUCUUUGGCUGAUAGCCUGUAUAAUCUGCAGCUGAUUCAAGAAUUUUGCCAAGAAUACUUGAACCAGUGUUGCCAUUUCACUCUGGAAGAUAUGCUCUAUGCUGCUUCAUCCAUAAAGAGUAAUUAUUUGGUGUUCAUGGCAGAACUCUUCUGGUGGUUUGAAGUUGUGAAGCCGUCAUUUGUACAGCCUCGUGUUGUUUGUCCACAAGGAGCUGAAUCUAUAAAAGAUAUGCCGUCAGUUCCUGUCUUGAACACUGCCAGAAGAAGCGUCUUGGACAGUUCAUGCAGCUCUGACUUCACUUCUGGUGGGGAAGGAGCUACAUUCACACAGUCUCAUCAUUUACCUGCUAGAUAUUCACAUCCCCAAGCUCAUUCUUCAUCUUCAGGAGGAAUUAGAAGGUCUUCAUCCAUGUCUUAUGUUGAUGGCUUCAUAGGAACAUGGCCCAAAGAGAAAAGAUCAUCAGUGCAUGGUGUUUCAUUUGAUAUUUCUUUUGAUAAAGAAGAUAGCAUACAGAGACCCACUCCAAACCGAGGAAUCACUCGUUCUAUUAGUAAUGAAGGACUAACUCUGAACAACAAUCGUUUACCUAAACAUAUUAGGAAAAAUUUGUCCUUUAAGCCAGUAAAUGGAGAAGAAGAAGCAGAAAGCAUUGAAGAGGAACUUAAUAUAGACCCUCACCGUGACCUCAGAUCUUACAUGCCCCUUAAUGCAAAUGAACUAAAUUCUAACGAGAACAUGCAUUACAAGCUUCCCAAUGGAGCUUUACAAAAUAGAGUUAUUCUAGAUGAGUUUGGCAAUCAGAUUGAAACACCAAGCAUUGAGGAAGCAUUACAAAUAAUUCAUGAUACUGAAAAGUCUCCCCGUACACCUCGGCCAGACCAAAUUGCUAAUGGCUUCUUCCUUCACAGCCAGGAAAUGAGUAUCUUAAAUUCCAAUAUCAAGCUAAGUCAGUCUAGUCCAGAUAACAUAACUGAUACAAAAGGUGCCUUAAGUCCCAUAACUGAUACCACAGAAGUAGACACUGGAAUUCACGUUCCUUCAGAAGACAUUCCUGAAACUAUGGAUGAAGACUCCUCUUUGAGAGAUUAUACUGUAAGCUUAGAUUCUGACAUGGAUGAUGCAUCUAAAUUUCUUCAGGAUUAUGAUAUAAGAACCAGCAACCCCAGAGAAGCUUUGAGUCCUUGUCCAAGUACUGUAAGUACCAAGUCUCAGCCAGGUAGCAGCGCUUCUUCUAGCUCUGGGGUUAAGAUGACCAGCUUUGCUGAACAGAAGUUCAGGAAACUGAAUCAUACUGAUGGAAAAAGUAGUGGAAGCAGUUCUCAAAAAACUACUCCAGAGGGCUCUGAACUUAACAUUCCUCAUGUGGUUGCCUGGGCACAAAUUCCAGAAGAAACAGGCCUUCCGCAAGGACGGGACACUACACAGCUGUUGGCUUCUGAAAUGGUGCAUCUUAGGAUGAAGCUAGAAGAAAAGAGGCGUGCUAUAGAAGCCCAAAAAAAGAAGAUGGAAGCGGCUUUUACCAAACAGAGGCAGAAAAUGGGAAGGACAGCAUUCCUUACUGUAGUGAAAAAGAAAGGGGAUGGGAUUUCCCCUCUUCGAGAGGAAGCAGCCGGUGCAGAAGAUGAGAAAGUAUAUACUGAUCGCGCAAAAGAAAAGGAACCCCAGAAAACUGAUGGGCAAAGGAGCAAGUCUCUGGCAGACAUAAAAGAAAGCAUGGAGAAUCCUCCGACAAAAUGGCUAAAGUCUCCAACAACACCUGUUGAUACUGAGAAGCAGUGGAAUCUAGCAAGCCCCUCAGAAGAGAAUUUAAAUGAAGGAGAGAUUUUAGAAUAUACAAAGUCCAUUGAAAAGUUAAAUUCAUCGUUGCAUCUUCUACAGCAAGAAAUGCAACGCUUGUCCCUUCAGCAGGAGAUGUUAAUGCAGAUGAGAGAACAGCAGUCUUGGGUGAUUUCACCUCCGCAACCCUCUCCACAGAAACAGAUUCGAGAUUUUAAGCCUUCUAGACAGGCAGGCCUGCCAUCAACUGUUGCACCUUUCUCCUCAGACUCCCCUCGUCCAACUCACCCAUCUCCACAGUCUUCUAACAGGAGAAGCACAUCUUUUUCUGUUAAAAAUCAAAGGACUCCUAGGCCGAAUGAACUAAAAAUAACACCUUUGAAUAGAACCUUGACCCCCCCGAGGUCUGUGGAUAGUCUUCCUCGCCUAAGGAGGUUUUCACCAAGUCAAGUUCCCAUUCAGACCCGGUCGUUUGUAUGUUUUGGGGAUGACGGAGAGCCUCAGUUAAAGGAAUCCAAGCUGAAAGAGGAGGCUAAGAAGGAGGACUUGGAAUGUAAAGGGGCUCUGGAGCAGCAGGGACCAAAUCCUGAAGAAAAGGAGAUCAAACCUUUUGAGUCAACAGUUUCAGAAGUCCUGUCACAGCCUGUCACAGAGACUGUAUGUCUGACACCAAGUGAGGACCACUUGACUCGACCUACAGAACCGCCUCCUAAACCCAUUUUUCCACCUACUGCUCCUAAAAAUGUUAAUCUGAUUGAAGUUUCCCUCUCGGAUUUGAAACCCCCUGAAAAGGCUGAUGUAUCUGUUGAAAAAUAUGAUGGAGAAAGUGAUAAAGAACAAUUUGAUGAUGACCAGAAAGUAUUAUAUAUAUUUUACUUUAAGGAUGAUCAAAAAGCAGAAAAUGAUAUGGCAAUGAAACGAGCAGCUUUGAUGGAGAAACGAUUAAGAAGGGAGAAAGAAACUCAGCUCCGGAAACAGCAACUGGAAGCAGAAAUGGAGCACCGGAAAGAGGAAACAAGGCGUAAAACUGAAGAGGAGCGUCAGAAGAAAGAAGAUGAGAAGGCACGCAGAGAAUUUAUUAGGCAAGAAUAUAUGAGGCGAAAACAGCUGAAACUAAUGGAAGACAUGGAUACAGUGAUUAAGCCCCGGCCUCAGGUGGCAAAACAGAAGAAACAGCGGCCAAAGUCAAUUCACAGAGAUCAUAUUGAGUCCCCCAAAACCCCAAUCAAAGGUCCUCCAGUCUCUAGCCUUUCUCUGGCUUCACUGAACACAGGUGAUAAUGAAAGUGUCCAUUCAGGCAAGAGGACACCAAGAUCAGAGUCUGUAGAAGGUUUCUUGUCUCCAAGUCGCUGUGGCAGUCGAAAUGGAGAAAAGGACUGGGAAAAUGCAUCUACAACUUCUUCCGUGGCUUCUGGAACGGAAUACACAGGACCAAAGCUCUACAAAGAACCCAGUGCAAAAUCCAAUAAGCACAUAAUACAAAAUGCUUUAGCCCAUUGCUGUCUGGCUGGAAAAGUAAAUGAAGGUCAGAAGAAAAAGAUCCUGGAGGAAAUGGAGAAGUCCGAUGCCAACAACUUCUUAAUCUUGUUCCGGGAUUCAGGCUGCCAGUUCAGGUCUUUGUAUACUUACUGCCCAGAAACUGAAGAAAUCAGUAAACUGACAGGGAUAGGUCCUAAAUCUAUCACUAAAAAAAUGAUUGAGGGACUUUACAAAUAUAAUUCUGACAGGAAACAGUUUAGCCACAUACCUGCUAAAACUUUAUCUGCCAGUGUUGACGCAAUUACCAUUCAUAGCCAUUUGUGGCAGACCAAAAGACCAGUAACGCCCAAAAAACUUGUACCUACUAAGGCAUAGGAGCUGGGAAAUACUUGCUUCAGAACAUUCAUGAAUUUGCACUUCAUUUUUCCUGACUAUAGAAAAGCUUUCUAAUUGCCAACAAGACUUAUUAACUAAAACUGGACAUUAACUCUGUUGUCAUGAACAACUGGAAUGUAAACCACAGUAUUUUGGAAUGCAGAAGAUUCUCGCUUAGGUGGUAAGUCCAAGUGAUGAAAGGAAGUGCUUGACUCACAAAUGGAGAUCUGUGUUACUGGAUUCAUUUGCUUGAUGCUAGAUAAGUGGAAGCAGCCCUGGAUUCUCGUGGACACGAGGGAACAAAUGUCAGUGAAAUAUGGCUAGGAUUACAAAUUAGGUGUUGUAUUGGUUGCUUUUUUUUUUUAACCUUGUACUGUACAUGCUUGUCUUCAGAUGGUUUAUUUUGUUCCUUUUCUCUCCUGAGGAUUUAUUCUAAGAUACUUUUUAUUUUGUUUUAUGUAGAGAUCAUGAAAGUAAGAAAUACACCUUCAGAAGUAACUUGCACCUUUUUUACAAUGUUGAGAAACACUAGUGUUACAUUUUACAAUGACCCUUAUGUUUUAAUGGUAUUAGAGCAUUUGCAAAAAUUAUUCUAAGUAUUUACCAUUCUGUAUUUAUUAUUCACGCAAGUAUUAAUAUUUCUGUAUUAAAUAAGAAGUGUUGUAAAGAGCUGCUAAUAGGUUUGCUUUAAACCACAUGAGCUUAACCAAGAAUAUGUUAAGCAGUUGCUGAUUAAAUCAGUGCUGUUUUUACACCACUUCUGGCCAACUCGGAAUAAUUUAGAUUGUUCUUUUAACAAAAAAGGAUUUCUAUCUCUUUUAAAGUAAGUCACUUUAUAAGCUGGCAGAAGUGAAUGACACUUUGAGAGUAGUCUUUCAGCCUGAAGAUGUAAGAUUUCCUGAAGCAAGUUCUCAGGAGGUCUUUACAUUAAUAUUUAUAACUGAUACAAAAAUUAUAUUUAGAAAUUUUAAACAUGUACAAAGGGCUA
Messenger RNA from Fukomys damarensis (Damara mole-rat), 5556 nucleotides. It is a transcript of the gene Camsap2, whose product is annotated as calmodulin regulated spectrin associated protein family member 2. Lineage: Eukaryota; Metazoa; Chordata; Mammalia; Rodentia; Bathyergidae. Gene Ontology annotation, molecular function: spectrin binding; microtubule minus-end binding; calmodulin binding. Bases 96 to 4568 code for a protein of 1490 amino acids. Gene Ontology annotation, biological process: negative regulation of microtubule depolymerization; cytoplasmic microtubule organization; neuron projection development. Gene Ontology annotation, cellular component: microtubule minus-end. The transcript has 19 exons. The record is from RefSeq and is a predicted model, not a curated record.